Maudiozyma saulgeensis is the source of this 1794-nucleotide messenger RNA. Lineage: Eukaryota; Fungi; Ascomycota; Saccharomycetes; Saccharomycetales; Saccharomycetaceae. The record is from the annotation of a GenBank genome assembly.
AUGUCCUUACUUUUACCUUUUUAUCUAUUCUUCUUUUAUAUAACGCGAUAUGUGUCAGCUAAUUUAUUAGCGCCAAAUGAGGACCCUAAUGCCAUUGAUAAAUACACCAUAGACUAUAUGUCACCAUGUAGAUGGGAUUCGUUAUUUCCGGACAAAUCAGCAGGGGUAAACAAUGGAACUUUUUUGGAAUUUGGAGAGGAUACGUUAUGCUUCAUAGAAGAUAACAAAAAAAAAUCAGAUUCUGGAGAUGUAGAUCAGGAUUCUAAAUCUUUACAAGAUGCAUUACAAAAUACUCUAGAUAAAGCUGUGAAUGUACUUUCGGACAUCCUUGAUGGAUAUUGCAUUAUCUAUAACAAUGGGUUUUGGACUUAUAGAUAUUGUCCAGGGAAUGAAAUAGUACAAUUACAUAAUGAUAGUUCUGACCCUCAAACAUUACUAUACACUUUAGGUAAAGCUAAGCCAGACAUUAAGAACCGUGAAUUCCAGCUAUUAUAUAAUGAAUUAGGUUACUAUGUUAGUGAAUUUGUUGGUAUGGGUGAUAUUUGUGAUGUUACUGGUGCACAUAGAUUAGUUGAAGUUCAAUAUGUAUGUGGAGAGACCCAUGGUAUUGCUACGAUCCAAUGGAUAAGAGAAACUAAAAUUUGUCAAUAUGAGAUGCAAAUAUCGGUACCUGAAUUGUGUGAUUUAGAAUUAUUAUCGAAAAAUGAGGAUAAGAAAACUGCAAAUCAUUUAAAAUGUGUAAGGUAUGAUGAUCAAUAUGGGAAGACUGAUAAAAAUAUGAUUGAUUUAUUGGCAGAAUAUGAUCCAACUUUUCUAGGGUAUGGUAUAUAUUUCCUUCAAUCGUUGGAUGAGAAUAAAAGAGAUACAUUAAUGUAUACUAGUGAUGAUCUUUCUGGUGAAAUACCGAAGGAAACGUUCGAUAGAUUUGGUAAAGCAUUCAAUAGAAUGAUCAAUCAAAAAAUGUUAGUUUCCCCAAAUGGUUCACCAGUAGUUAAUGGAGAUAUUUUUACAUGGAUGUCUGAGAUUUUUGAUAUCACGGGUACUGUAAUUUCUAAAUUAUCUAUUCAUGUUUCAGAAAUUGGUAAAGCAGAACUGCAUCUUGAUAAUGAUUUAUUAUUCCCUGAACCAAGUAAUUUUGUUGCUUAUCAAAGUAAAACUCAAAAUUUAGCUUAUUUGUUCCAGAACGAAGUAACUGAGGGCAUUUCUAAUAACAACUACGAUGGAGAUGAUAUCCCUGAUAAUUAUGAACAAUCAUCUGUUAGUGUUACUUUGAAAUUAGCUAAUAACAAAGAUGUAAAGAUUACUGCCACUCGUGAUGGUGAUAAAAGGGUGAUUUCAUUGGAAGCAUUAAAUCCCGAUGCAAAUUUUGAACUUUUAAAUGAUCAAGAUAGAGAGAGAUUAUUGGAUGUUAUCCUAAAUUCCGAAGAAUUGAGCCCUAUCAUGGGACAAUUAGGGAUAGGAGAUUUUGAACUUCAAUCCGCUAGAUUUGAUGAUACUGUCUUAUUCGAGUAUUCAAAUUUAGAUGAUAUAGAUGAAUUGUUAAAUGAAGGAGAAAAUGGCAAUCCAUUUAGUCCAGAUGUCAUACCAUCACUCGAGGAAACUUCAAGUACAGAGACACGUACUCAAGUAAUUUAUGAAACACAUGUCAUAUCUGAAGAGGGUUCGACUGAUCCAUCGGAGGAGAAAAUUGAAUAUAAUAAUGACGAAAUUUCAGAUGACAUUAAAUCUGUAAAUGCAGAUAUCGACGAAACUACGGUUAAUGAUAAAAAAGAUAUAGAACAUGAUGAAUUGUAA